Molecule: messenger RNA, 3424 nt
Organism: Camarhynchus parvulus
Lineage: Eukaryota; Metazoa; Chordata; Aves; Passeriformes; Thraupidae
Gene: GRID1
Product: glutamate ionotropic receptor delta type subunit 1
Exons: 17
Coding region: 305-3424 (1039 amino acids)
Biological process (GO): modulation of chemical synaptic transmission; monoatomic ion transport; synaptic transmission, glutamatergic
Cellular component (GO): postsynaptic membrane; plasma membrane
Molecular function (GO): transmitter-gated monoatomic ion channel activity involved in regulation of postsynaptic membrane potential; glutamate-gated receptor activity
Source: RefSeq, a predicted model, not a curated record
ACACACCGAGCGCUGGAGGCUCCGCCGCGCCGCCUGCCAACCCGGGAUCUACCUCCGUGAUUUUCUAGCCCCGUUUUUUUUUUUUUUUUUCCCUCUCCAUCACCCGUUUUCCUCAAUCUUGGAUAAUUCUUGGGGUGCUGGGGGAUUUUGGGAUUUUUUUCUAAGAGGGGGGUGUCUGGGCAUCUCCCCAUCUUCCCCCCCCCGCGCCCGCUCCCUUGCUCCACCUGCCCUUGCGCCUUUUUUUUUUCUUUCCCCCCUGUCUCUCCACCAAACCCGGGCUGAUGUGCUGUUCGAGAGGCUGGAAAUGGAAGUGUUGAUGCUCUGGCUUUUCCCCUGGAUAUUUCAGUGCGUUUCGGUGCGGGCGGACUCCAUCAUCCACAUUGGUGCCAUUUUCGAAGGCAAUGCUGCCAAGGACGACGAAGUGUUCAAGCAGGCGGUGUCGGAUCUGAACCUCAAUGACGACAUCCUCCAGAGCGAGAAAAUCACUUACUCCAUCAAGCUCAUAGAGGCCAACAACCCCUUCCAUGCGGUGCAGGAAGCCUGCGACCUGAUGACCCUGGGGAUCUUGGCGCUGGUGACGUCGACGGGCUGCGCGUCGGCCAACGCGCUGCAGUCGCUGACGGACGCCAUGCACAUCCCGCACCUGUUCGUGCAGCGCAGCACGGGCGGCUCCCCGCGCACAGCCUGCCAGCUCAACCCCAGCCUGGAGGACGAGGAGUACACGCUGGCUGCGCGCCCGCCCGUGCGCCUCAACGACGUCAUGCUCAAGCUGGUCACCGAGCUGCGCUGGCAGAAGUUCAUCGUCUUCUACGACAGCGACUACGAUAUACGUGGACUGCAGGGAUUUCUUGACCAGGCCUCCAGGCUGGGACUUGAUGUAUCAUUACAAAAAGUGGACAGGAACAUCAGCAGAGUGUUUUCCAACCUUUUCACCACCAUGAAAACGGAGGAGCUGAACCGCUACCGGGACACCUUGCGGAGGGCCAUCCUCCUCCUGAGCCCAAGGGGAGCCCAGACUUUCAUUAAUGAGGCUGUGGAAACCAACCUUGCAUCAAAGGAUAGUCACUGGGUCUAUGUAAAUGAGGAAAUCACUGAUAAUGAAAUAUUAGAGUUGGUGCACAGUGCUCUGGGGAGGAUGACAGUGAUCCGGCAGAUUUUCCCUCUGGCAAGGGACAACAACCAGAGGUGCAUGAGGAACAACCACCGAAUAUCCUCGCUGCUGUGUGAUCCACAGGAAGGCUACCUUCAGAUGCUGCAGGUUUCCAACCUGUACCUGUAUGACAGUGUGCUCAUGCUGGCCAAUGCUUUCCACAGAAAACUGGAGGACAGGAAAUGGCACAGCAUGGCAAGUCUGAACUGCAUGAGGAAAUCCACCAAACCUUGGAAUGGAGGAAGAUCCAUGCUAGAGACUAUUAAGAAGGGCCAUAUAACUGGGCUGACUGGUGUUAUGGAGUUCAGAGAAGAUGGAGCCAACCCCUAUGUCCAAUUUGAGAUACUGGGCACCAGCUACAGCGAAACAUUCGGCAAAGACGUGCGGAGGCUGGCGACGUGGGACUCUGAGAAAGGCCUGAACGGCAGCCUCCAAGAGCGGCGUCUGGGCAAUGACCUACAGGGAGUGACACUCAAAGUGGUGACUGUCUUGGAAGAACCUUUUGUGAUGGUGGCAGAGAACAUCCUUGGGCAGCCAAAACGAUAUAAAGGAUUUUCCAUCGAUGUCCUGGAUGCGCUGGCCAAGAAUCUGGGCUUCAAGUAUGAGAUAUAUCAAGCUCCUGAUGGCAAGUAUGGACACCAGCUCCAAAACAGCUCCUGGAAUGGCAUGAUUGGAGAGCUCAUUAACAAGAGAGCAGACUUGGCCAUCUCAGCCAUCACCAUAACGCCUGAGCGGGAGAGCGUGGUGGACUUCAGCAAGCGCUACAUGGACUAUUCCGUAGGCAUCUUAAUCAAGAAGCCCGAGGAGAAGAUCAACAUUUUCUCCCUCUUCGCUCCUUUUGACUUUGCGGUGUGGGCCUGCAUUGCGGCGGCCAUCCCCAUUGUGGGCGUGCUGAUCUUCGUGCUGAACCGCAUCCAGGCAGUGCGGGCGCAGGGCACGGCGCAGCCCAGCCCCUCCGUGUCCUCCACCCUGCACAGCGCCAUCUGGGUCGUGUACGGAGCCUUCGUGCAGCAAGGGGGUGAAUCCACUGUCAAUUCUGUGGCGAUGCGCAUUGUCAUGGGAAGCUGGUGGCUCUUCACCCUUAUUGUGUGCUCUUCCUACACAGCGAAUUUAGCAGCAUUUCUCACAGUAUCAAGGAUGGAUAAUCCCAUACGAACGUUUCAGGAUCUGUCCAAACAAAUGGAUAUAUCUUAUGGCACAGUCAGGGACUCAGCAGUGUAUGAAUACUUUAAAGCAAAAGGGACCAACCCUUUGGAGCAGGAUAACACAUUUGCUGAACUGUGGAGGACUAUCAGUAAGAAUAAUGGGGCAGAUAAUUGUGUAUCAAACCCUUCUGAAGGCAUCAGGAAGGCAAAAAAGGGAAAUUAUGCUUUCCUGUGGGAUGUGACAGUGGUGGAAUAUGCUGCGCUGACAGAUGACGAAUGCUCUGUGACAGUCAUUGGAAACAGCAUCAGCAGCAAAGGAUAUGGGAUAGCACUCCAGCACGGAAGUCCCUACAGAGAUCUUUUCUCCCAGAGGAUCCUAGAGUUGCAAGAAAGUGGAGAUUUGGAUGUUCUUAAGCAGAAGUGGUGGCCACGGAUGGGACGCUGUGACCUGAAUAGCCAUACCAAUGCACAGACAGAUGGGAAGGCACUCAAGCUGCACAGUUUUGCAGGAGUUUUCUGCAUUUUAGCAAUAGGCCUUCUUCUUGCUUGCUUGGUGGCAGCAUUGGAGUUGUGGUGGAACAGCAACCGUUGUCAUCAAGAAACACCGAAAGAGAUACAGCAUGGGCAGCAGCAGUGCAAACUUCCCCUCAUUGCCCCACCAAUGUGCCUCAGCCCUGACCUGGAGAGACCACCUUUAGGGGACAAAGAAGUGAAUCUGGAGCAGGUGCACAGACGCAUGAACAGUUUAAUUGAUGAAGACAUAGCCCACAAGCAGAUCUCCCCAGCGUCCAUCGAGAUCUCAGCGCUGGAGAUCGGGGGCAUGCAGCCAGCCCAGACCCUGGAGCCGGUGCGCGAGUACCAGAACACGCAACUUUCUGUCAGCACCUUUUUACCAGAACAGACAACUCAUGGUGCCAGCAGGACACUGACAGCUGCCUCGGGCAGCAACCUGCCGCUGCCCCUGAGCAGCUCAGCCACCAUGCCCUCCAUACAGUGCAAACACAGGUCACCCAACGGAGGACUAUUCCGGCAGAGCCCUGUGAAAACCCCGAUCCCAAUGUCAUUCCAGUCCGUGCCGGGGGGAGUCAUUCCAGAAGCGAUGGAGCCCUCACACGGAACAUCCAUAUGA